This is a messenger RNA of Rotaria sp. Silwood2, 1927 nucleotides long. The record is from the annotation of a GenBank genome assembly. Lineage: Eukaryota; Metazoa; Rotifera; Eurotatoria; Philodinida; Philodinidae.
UUGAAACAACAAAUAACGAAUCUCAUUUUUAACAGAAAUGAAGAUAUUAAAACAAAAGGAGGAGUAUAUACCGAGAAGGUUUAUGCAGUUAUCUCAAGUUUCUUUGAAAACUUGAAAUGUUUGACGAUUGUCGCACAAUCACUUAUCGACAAUUGUCCAUAUUUGUCGUUGCUGGAUUUACCAUUACACACAUUUUCCUCUUCAACACUUACUAAAUUAUCUAUCAAUGUAUAUAAUUUUUAUGAUGUUUGGGCUUUGCUUGAUGGUCGACUCAAACAAUUAACUACACUCAUUGUUCAAGUUGAACAUAUCAUCGAUUGGAUGGCAAUAUCUUACAAUAGGGUGAGUUUAUACUCCAUAUUAUUCUCGUUUCUUGAUUAGUGUUUAACAUUGAAGAUAAGAUGAAGUUUGUUGGAAGUGCAAGAAACAAUUAGAUUUCUGCAUUACUCAUAAUGUUUUAAUUUUGAUUAUUAAGAAAUAAUUCGGGAUAGACUGUUCUAAUGUUUUGACGUUAUUUCGAAUUCAUAAUUAAUUAUAGCUCAUGUGAAAGCUAUUUAUUAAUCUUUGUAGUUAUUGAAUGAUCGGAUAGAAUAUAUUUUGUUUUAUAUUUUUUUUUAAAAGUUGUAUUGAACUCAUUCAUCUAUUUCAAAAUAAAUUAAAUAAAGCUGUUUCUUAGAUAAAUUUCGACAGUUGAGUUGUCUUCUGAUCGUUAGAAACUCUUAGUAUUGAAAUGAACAUAUUUAAAAGAACUAUUGAUUUUAAUAAUAAUUUUCUAACUUCUUUAAUAUGAAUCUAACUAAAUGCUUUGAAACUCGCUGAGAAAAUUCUUUUUCUUAUAUAUUAUUUUAUAGUUUUAUUGAAUUAUUCACUAGUUUCUAUAUGUGAGUAUUUAAUAAAUAGCAUGUAAACAUCUUUGUCGUCGUGGUUAAUAGAUAACAGAUGUAUUGAAUAGAACAUAUGAAACAUGACAAAACAAUAUUUUUAAAGUAACUAAUAUUGAUAUGUUAAUGAUUGAUGUAAAUUUCUUAACUGAAAUAAUAAAGAUGAAUUUCUAAAUAUUUGUUUUCUAUUUUUUUAGAAUGAUCUUCCUAAUUUAAAAUGUUUUUCAUUAACGUGUUAUCGGAGUUUCAAUACAUUGGAUAGUCUAAUUCUACUUCUUCAUCGAAUGAAACAUCUCGAAGAAUUAACUUUGUAUCUUCAUGUUUUUAAUGGAUUGACAUUCAUUAGUGGCACUUAUCUUGAUAAUGAAAUUCUUAUUCAUCUGCCACAACUUCAUAGUUUUACAUUUUAUAUAGCUUCUCAAAAUGUCAUUACUGAUUCAAAUAAUCAUCUACUUCAUUCAGAUAUUGAACGUACUUUCAAAAAUCUAGGACGCUGGCAAGUCGCUUGCAUGGUAGAUUAUUUCGAGCCUUACAAAAUGAUAUGUCGCGUUUUUUCACUCCCAUUUAAAUUUCAUCUUCUCGAACACAUCGGAAAUAAUCUUCCAAACAUUAUAUUUAAUUCUGUUACUCAUUUAAAAUUAUGGGACAAAGAUCCAUUCAAAUAUGAAUUUUUCAUUCGACUUACUCGAGCUUUUCCAUUCCUUAAAAAUUUAUCUUUUUUUAAUAUUCUACCAUCGUUUUUGGGUCAAAGUUACCACCUUCGUGAUAAAGACUGGUGCGCGAUCGUUGAGUAUCCGCAUCUUAUUUCACUUGAUAUCGAUUGUGCAAAUGUUUGUUAUGUCGAACAAUUUCUCAAUGAAACAAAGACACAUUUGCCGCAUUUGACUGAAUUAAAAGUCACUUAUAUGAAUUUGGAAUUUGUGACAGAAAACUUUACAAAAGAUCAAAUGCGACGUAAUUGUGCGAAAGUGAAACGAUUAAUUGUUGAUAAUUCAAUAGUAUAUACAGACAAUGUAUAUCGUUAUUUUCCGUUGUUAUCAGUUUAA